AUGAUGCGAAAAGACUAAGUAUAACGAUAUCUUAUAUAAGAUCAAUUAGAAAUUAGACCAAACUAAGGAACAAUUCAAUCAAUAAGAACAAGAAGAAUAAUAAGUCAGUACUAGUUCGAUUAUUCCAUACUAAUAGUAAACUAGUGAUGCACUCUUGCAAAAAAAUGAAAAUUAGAUAUCAAUAGUCAUUAAUGUGAGCAGACCCAUGGAAAUUAAAAAUUCGUAAUUCAAAAGUUACAAGGUAUACACUAUUGAAGGAUCAGAUGCUUGGGGGAAGUUUAAAACUGAAAGAAGAUUUAAAGAAUUUUAGGCUUUAAGAUUAUCUCUAAAGAAAUUCUGGAUUGGAUUUUACAUUCCACCUCUUUCAGAAAAAAUAGUAAAUCCAAAUAAGGAUCAAUUAAAAGAGAGGCAUAAAAUAUUAAAUUAUUUUGUAAAAAGAAUUUCGUAAUUAGAGUAUUUAUAUUAUUCUGUAUAAUUUGCAAAAAUAUUUUUAAGGCCAAAUGAAACUGAAAUAUGCAAAGUAUAAAUUCAUUUGCUUCAUUAGGUUUUGGAAAGCUUAAAACCACCUGAUAUACUCUAUUAAAUUUACGUUGUAAAGUAGGUUUUCCAAAUAAAUUCAGAGUAAUAUGAUGAACAGAAGCUGUAGAUUUAAUUAAAGAAUGUUUAGACAUUCUUGUAUAACUCUAAAUUUUUAUUAUUUAAAUUAUCUAGAAAAAUUUAGGAAAUGAUUGACAAUAGCAAAAAAUAAAAAGAAUAGAUCAAUUCUGUUAUUGGUGCUGAAUGUGAAUAAUCUGAAAAAUUUGUAAUGUAAGAUAGCAUAGAAAACUAAAAUGGAAAGAUGAAAAGCUCUGAAAUCGGUGUAAAAAUUAGAUCAAAUUUGGAGAAUAUGGUAUUUUAAAUUCAUAAUAAUUUAGAUUUAAACUAGGGAUAUUUACAUAGAAAAGAUUCAUGAUUUAAUAAAAACAGAAUAAAUGGAUAUAGAUGCGUUUCUGGAAGGGUUUUAACGAAGAUCAGAAAUGGUUUCUUAACAAAAGUAUGACAGAGCUAAAUUGAAUUAAUGGGAAUAUGAAAAAUAUGAAAUCGAGUAUUUGAGUCCAAAUGAUAAAUGCUAGUUGAAAUAUAUCUAAGAAAAUCUAAAUUAGGUAUAUUUUUCAUUAUUAAUAUUUUCAGUGCAAUAAGGAAAUCAGUAAAUUCAAUCAUUUCAAUUUAUUAAUGAUGAAUUUAGAGGUGACAAAAAUAUUUGAGAAAUUUAAACAUGAUUAACAUUAAUUCUACUUGAAAAUCAUCAAAGAUAUAUCUAAUUUGGAGUUAUAAAACUUAUCAAUAAUGCAACAAAAUUGGAAAAGCAUUGAAAACCUCGCAUAAUUAAAAUUAGAUAAAAAAAUAAAUUAUUAGAUGUCUUUAUGA
Molecule: messenger RNA, 1407 nt
Organism: Paramecium octaurelia
Lineage: Eukaryota; Ciliophora; Oligohymenophorea; Peniculida; Parameciidae
Source: the annotation of a GenBank genome assembly